UGAAAGGCAUCAAAAUGGCCGACUACGACCCAGAAAGAAAUGAUGAAAACAGUGACAAUAUCUUUGAAAUCUUGCAAAAACAAAACAUUGCUCAAGUGACAACCCAAGCAUUAGAAGGGAUUAAACACGAAAACACAAAUGGAAAUAUUCUAAAUGCAAAGAAAUCGAAAGUUUUUAGAAAUCUACCAGGUCUGCAGGUUGCACAUGUUGUGAAGGAAGAAACAAAUAACGAAGAGACAUCAUCAGAUCCAAAGAGACCGCGUUUAACUGGUCUUCCUGUUACAAAUACACCAGACACUUGUCCUAGUCCAGACACUGGUAAGAGGAGGAGGAUACAGCACGAUUACAGACGACUAUCUAACUCUGGGUACUUAGAUGAUUAUGUCAGUGGUAGGGAAAGGAGAUUCUCCUCAGCAAGUGAUAAUUCAGAUCUAAGUAUGUCACCAUCACCACCAAAAUUGAAGACACCUGUGUCACCAAGUAUAAAACUGGUUGCACCAAGUGAUUUGUCGCAGAAUAAAGUUGUAUGCCACAUGGUAAAAGAGCACAAGUUACCUGAUACAAAGAUGAAAGAAGAAAAAUCAGUAUCCAAUGGAAUUGACAAGGCUGAUGAUAAGAAGGAUUCUGUUGGCAAAUGUAAUGGGGGAGUCAGUUAUCAUGAUACUAAGCGAUCAGUGAAAGACGAAAGUCAAAUUAAAACCUCUAAAUCAGAUGAAAUUAAAACAGAAAAAGAAGGAGCUAGUGAUAAGAGUCCUGUCAAAAGUCAUAAAAAUGAAAGUUCUGUCAAAAAUGAAAGUCCUGUCAAAAAUGAAAGUCCUGUCAAAAAUGAAAGUCCUGUAAAGGAAAGAAGUAGUAAAACCCCAUCAAAGGAGGGGCAUCAUCACUCAAAGCACCACCAUAAACAUAAACAUAAACACAAGCACCAUAAUUCUCACGAUAGAACACCCGUCAAGCAAGAGGAAUCAAUCUCAAGACCGAAGAACUUUGAUAUAAGGAUGUCACCUGAUGUACGAAGUUCACCAGAUAUACACAACUCACCAUAUAAAACAGAGGAUGAUCCUAUAUCUCACAAUAGCAUAAGAAUCUUAGGGAAGAAAAGAAUCCUCAAUAAUUGUGGCAUUCAGGUUUGCCUUAAAAGAAGAACUGAAAAUAAAUGUAUACAGGUUUCUCUAAAAGGAUCAAAAGAUCAUCAGUCAUCAUCACAUUCCUCCUCAAAGUCAGAAAAACACCGUGAGAAAUCUAAGGAACAUCGAUCAUCUCGUGAGCCCGCAAUAGAUCAUAGAUCCUCUCAUGAGUCUUCAGGCACGAGUAAACAUCAUGAGAAAUCUAAAGACCACCACACAUCAUCUUCACAUUCUUCAUCAAGUAAACAUCAAGAGAAAUCAAACAAAUAUGGCAGCCAUUCAGCACCAAAGUCUGAAGAUAAAACUAAAGCUUUGGUGGAUCUCAUGCAAAAUAAGAACCUUGAAUCCAGUAAAGAUUACAGAUAUCGUAAAUUCAGAAGUACAAAAUACACUGAUGAGCCAUUUGCUAAUUCAAAAUUUCGUAAAUUGUUUCAUUUAGAAAAAUGUUCCAAUGGUGGUGGACUUGUUCUUCAUGUAUAUCAAGAUGAGCUUAGAAAUCUAACGGCCGAUGAAAUGACAAAAUUUGUGUCAGAAUAUUUUGAUUUCGUUUAUGGUGAAUAUCCAGAGGGAGUUGGGAACUGUGUCAUGGGUAUAGUUCAUAGGUCAGCAGUGAACAUGCCAGAUUUUAUUGAUUAUUUUUCGGAAAAGUUCCCCACUUUACACUGCCAAUCAGGACUAAUGGGUAAAUCUGACAUUGAAUCCACCACAAUCUCCAAAUAUCGUGAGAACAUGAUGAGUACAUAUAAAGAUGGUACUCAUCGCUCAGGUCCACUGAUGCAGAUAAGUGUAGUAGGAACAGUGCAUGAAGAAGUUGGGGAUUAUUUCCCAGACUUUUUGGACAUUGUUGAACAGAAUCCUUUUUUAAAAGCACUAAUGCCUUGGGGAGAGCGAUCUGUAGUGGCAGGUAUGGCAAGGAACUUAAGUAAUGAUGGUCCUAUAUUAUGGUCUCGACCUGGUGAACAGAUGGUUCCAACAGCUGAUAUGCCUAAAUCACCAUUUAAACGGAAAAGAGGAGCAAAUGAGUUGAAGAAUUUGUCAUAUCUACCUCGAGCUUCUGAGCCUCGUGAAGUAUUGGUUGAAGACAGGACACGGUGUCAUGCAGAUCAUGUAGGGCAGGGAUUUGACAGACUUACAACAGCCGCUGUUGGUGUGUUAAAGGCUGUUAAAAAAUCGGAUGACACAUGUUCGGAUAGAGUGGUAAAAGAUGUGAUUUGUUUUCAUCCUGGAGAUUUCCCUCAGCUUGUACAGAAGUUACAGCUUGACCUCCAUGAACCUCCUGUAUCUCAGUGCAUUACCUGGGUAGAAGAUGCAAAGUUAAAUCAGUUGCGGAGAGAAGGUAUGCGCUAUGCCAGAAUAUCUUUACGAGAUAAUGAUGUUUAUUUUAUUCCAAGAAAUGUAGUACAUCAAUUCAAAACUGUCUCUGCUGUUACAAGUAUUGCUUGGCAUACCAGACUGAAGAUAUAUUAUCCAGAAUUAGACACUGCUAUUGAGACAAAGAAUGAAGUUAAAUCUUCAACCAAAAGGGAGGUAAGCCACAUUACAAAAGAUGAAAAACAUGUGACAAAAGAUGAAAAGCAUGUACCAAAAGAUGAAAAACAUGCAACAAAAGACGAAAAACAUGCAACAAAAGAUGAAAAAAAAGUAUCAAAACAUGACAAAAGAAAGGAAGAAAAAUCUGUUGUUAAACAUGAUAAAAUAAAAGAGGAAAAGCAUUCAAAACAUGAAGAAAGAAAAAGAGAAGAAAAAUAUUCAUCUAAACAUGGAGAGAGAAAGAAAGAAGAAAAAAUAGCUGCUAAUCAAGUUGAAAAGAGUAAAGACAGUAAGACUGUUACAAUAUUAAAGGAUGACAGUAAACCUAUUGCAAUAUUAAAGGAGAGUAAAAGAGAAGAAAAGUUGUCUGAACAAAAGCAUAUCAUUAGAAAUCAGGAAACACAAAUUCAGCAAAAUGGAUGUGUAAAUAACCCUUUGGAUAUUGAAAAGGAUAGUAGAUAUACAGAAGUUGGUAUGAGUCAAGGUGGUGACCUUGACAGAUAUGUCAUAGAGGGGCCUGCAAAGGAUAGUAUAAAUACUGAAGUUCCUAUGAGUCUAGGUGGUGAUAGAUAUGUCAUAGAGGGGCCUGCAAUGGAAAGUAGAAAUACUGAAGUUCCUAUGAGUCUAGGUGGUGAUAGAUAUGUCAUAGAGGGGCCUGCAAAGGAUAGUAGAAAUACUGAAGUUCCUAUGAGUCUAGGUGGUGAUAGAUAUGUCAUAGAGGGGCCUGCAAAGGAUAGUAUAAAUACUGAAGUUGUUAUGAGUCAAGUUGGUGACAGAUAUGUCAUAGAGGGGCCUGAAAAGGAUAGUAUUAAUACUGAAGUUGGUAUGAGUCAAGAUGGUGACAUUGUUAGAUAUGUCAAAGAGGGGCCUGCAAAGGAUAGUUUAAAUACUGAAGUUCCUAUGAGUCAAGGUGGUGACAUUGAUAGAUAUGUCAAUGAGGGGCCAGCUAAGGAUAGUAGAAAUACUGAAGUUCCUAUGGGUCAAGGUGGUGACCUUGACAGAUAUGUCAUAGAGGGGCCUGAAAAGGAGAAACACAUAAUGGAAGUUGAAUCAUGUUCUGAACAAACUCUAGAAAAGGAUGAUUGUGAAAAAAAUAGUAAAAGUCAUGAAACAAGCACAACAUUAAUGAUCAAAGAGCAAGAUACUUUACAAAUUAGAGAGAAAGAAUUUGACAAUUUUGCUUUAGAUACUUGUGAUAUGGAAACCGAGGAGAAUGGAUCAGUAGUUCCUGUUGCAGCAGGUAUAGUUUUAUCAGAAGGAGUUUGUGAACAACUUUCUGUGAAUGAACUUGUGUCAGAUGGACAAAAAUCUGUAUCUCCAGUUACAGAAAUGCAAGUUGAACAAAUGGAAAAUAAAGAUUCAACUGAAAUCCUCAGAGAAACAAUAGCUUUGUCAAAAGAAAAUGGUCAACAGGACAGCGCCUUACCAGAAAAUCUUCCACAAGUGAUUACUGGUACUAUUCAAACAAAGCCUGUACGGAAAGAUAAACAAAACCUCUUUGAAAACCUUUUUGGCACACAACUAAAUGCAAAUAACCUCAUUUCAGAUGGCAGCAGCAAUACACAAGACAGUGUGCAAUACACACAGAAUUCAUAGUGUUUGUAAAUGCAUUGGAGUAUGGUCUCGAAAUUUAUUUAUUUAUUUUUAUAUUUGAAAUUAUUCAUUAACCUCAGAUCCUAACUUUAAACAUUGUGUACCUUUAAAUUUUUCAAAAUAUUCAGGUAGAUUUGAUUUUUUAUUUGAUUGACAUAAAACGUAACAGAUGUUGCUGCCAGAAAAGGAGAAAAUGUUAUAGAUAUAUAAAUUAAAAGUUAUGUAUGCAAAUUCUUAAGUGAUCACAGAAAUUGAUGGUUAUUUUAUGGAUUGAGUCUUAUUUAUACUAUCUGCUACUUAGAUCAUUUGGAUUUAUAAGGAUAGUUUGUUAUUUUUCAAAUGCAAAUUUCUGUGAUGUAUUAAUUUACAUGAAUAUAUUUAUACUGUAAUGAGGCUAGUGAAACAAAAGGUUGUGAAGAUCUGUCGGAAUAUUAAGAAAACUAAUUGUGGGAAAGACAAUUUAAUUAAACCUGUGUAACUCACAGGAAAAUUGUUUUGUUCAUCAUUACAGUUUGUACAAGAGCUUUAUAAUCACCAUUUAAAGUUAAAUGGGUAAAAUCAGAUUUUUAGAGGAGGAAAAAUAUAAAUCAAAAAACUGAACUAAGGGAAAAAUACUUAAGUUAUUCUGCAUUCAAAAUGUGAAGGAUUAGCCAAUUUCUUAACUAUAAAUCCUACUGAAUGUAAACAGCUUCCCUGAGUGAAAAUGCAGUUUGGAAACAGUGGCGGAUCCAGAAAUUUUCAAAAGUGGGGGCCCACUGACUGCCUAAGAGGGGGACCGCUCCGGUCAUGCUUCAGUGAUUCCCUAUAUAAUCAACCAAAUUUUUCCGAAAAAAAGGGGGCCGGGCUCCCUGGGCCCCCCCUAAAUCCGCCUCUGGGAAAAAUGAGGCCCUGAUUUUGAUAUGGUGUGUGAAAUUCAGAGUGAAACAGAUGAAAUGUUUCACAUGUUCCUGGGUUGACGAAAUUAAAUAUGUGCUCAUUAUAUGAUUAAAUUCUUGGGCACAAGAUUUGAUUAUAUUUGCAUCAUGUAUAUAUGUAUUCAUUUUUUUUUGUAACACAGCUAAAAUAAAUAGAUAAAUUCAUGAUAAAAUGUUGAAAAAAAUUAACUUUGAAAAACAAACAAAAUGGAAAUUUUGUUAAAUAGUUUUAUAUUUGAGGUCAUAAUUCCAUUUAAUCCUGAUUAUUUGACGAAUUAAAUUAAACAGGGUUCGUGCUAUUGUGUGACUAGGGUAAAGAAGUCACUUUUCCAUCUGCCACUUUGCUUUUCCCAUGCCAAUAGAGAUAUCUUAUUGCCUGAUGUUUCAACAGUCGCUUGCAUCAUCCGUAAUUUUAAGUUUUGAUGUAACAGCAAUUUUUCAAUUUUUUUUUUUAUUAUGUCUUUGGUUAAGAAAUUUUCAAAAUAGAGGAAUGAAUAUUAAAAAGAAAACUUACCCUGCUUGAAACCACGCUACCACCUACUCGUUUGUUAGACAGGGACUUUAACAAAUGGAAGGAGUAUAUAUAACUUAUAAAUUAUCAUUUAACAAGUCCCUUUUUAUGCCCCACCUAGGGGCAUUAUGUUUUUCGGUCUGUGUGUCCGUCCGUCUGUUCGUUCGUUCGUACGUCCGUCCAUAAAUCGCGCUUCAGGUUAAAGUUUUUGAUCAAGGUAGUUUUUGAUGAAGUUGAAGUCCAAUCAACUUGAAACUUAGUACACAUGUUCCCUAUGAUAUGAUCUUUCUAAUUUUAAUGCCAAAUUAGAGUUUUGACCCCAAUUUCACGGUCCACCGAACAUAGAAAAUUAUAGUGCGAGUGGGGCAUCAGUGUACUAUGGACACAUUCUUGUUCAUGUUAAAUUAUAUCAAAUAAAUGUUAAAUUUUAUAUAUGAAAACCAUAUUUAAAAAAAAAAAAUAAUCAUGUGCUGACCUGCAAAAUGAAUGUGUGCAAGUGUAGAUAAAGCUGCCACAAAUGUAAUGAGUUUUACAUGCAAAUGUAAUGCAUGAGGAUAUCAACUAUGUUUGAAAUGGAACAGUACGAAAUGAUUUUUUUUUAAUAUUUCCAUAUUUUAAUAUUUUUGUGAAUGUAUAUCUGUAUAUAGUACACGUUAUAUAGCAUUUUGAAGUGCUUUUAAUUUGAUCUGUGAAGACACAUUAUUUGUUAUAUUAAUUGUUAAAGUUGUUUUUAUGUUGAAUAUGUACAUGUUUACAUUGUAAAUACUUUCUUGUCACAUAAGUAAUCCAGGGCAAAUCAUGUCUUAAUGUAAUUCUACAGUGUGUUAUAAAUAGUACAGAUAGAUCAUGAAAAUCAAUUUUAUACAUUUUGUAAAUUUAUUCUUUCAGCUUUAAUUCUCAUUCUGCUCUGAAAAUAUACAUUUAAAAUAAUAUUUGUGAUUCAUACAGUAAAUUGAAAAUCUGGGGCCUUUCUGUCAGAGCUAAUCAUUUAUUUAUUUUUUUCAAUUUUCAAGCUUGAUUAAAUGAAAACAGGAAAAAUUAUUAUUUCAUAAACUCUUUGACUUUAAGAAAUUAAUUUUGCAAUAACUUUAAUAAUACAACAAUGUAUUAUGUAAGUAAAUUUAUGUUUGGUAAACAUUUUCAUUACAUAAAAAGAUGAGAAAGACCACAGUUUUGAAAACAAUUUUAUUUUAGAAUAAUAAUUUGGAAAAUAAGGCAUAAUGACAUCUUUUGUUUGGAGACUGGAAGCUUUUUCACAAAACAAUCUUACCACUAAAAUCAUGAAAAUUGGUUUAUUUAACCCUUCUAAAAAAAAAACAAGUUAUUUUUUAUGCUUGAAAUGUCAUUCUUACACAAAACAAUUUGUUUUGUUUUGCAAUGAAAUGUAUGGUUUAUUUUACACAACACUGCAAGUGUGGUAAUUGUUUUGUUUAUUUACUUAUUUUACAUGAAACUGCAUUCAAUGUAUUUGAGUUAGUGGUAUUACACCUCAGUAUAUAAGCUGAUGCUUUAUUUCAAGAUCAUUUGUGUAUUCCAAUAUAGAUAAACACAGAUAGGAUCAGCUGCAUAAUGUUAUGUUAAAAAAAUUGACAUGUAUGAUUCAAUUUAGAUUGGUCAAUUGUUUAAGUACUUCAUAAAAUGUUGGCAUUGUUUUAAACAAAAAAACCACAAAGAAGGGCAAGAUAUUUCAAUAAUUCUUGAAGGUUAUUUAAUUACUAUACCCUUUUUCCUAUUUUGCACAUACAUAUAAAAAAAAACUUUUUAAAUGGGUUUCUUAAUCUGAACUUUUAAAAGGUGUAACAUUAAAGAUUUCACUAUUUAUGAUUAAUUGGCAGCUUAAAAGAUACAUUGCAAGUUCUUCUUUAAUAAAAAAAAAUCCAAUGGUUCUAUUGGAAGCUGAGAUACAUGUACAUCCUGUUAGAUCAAUAAUCUUACAAAGUAUAUAAAUUCUUUACAACAUGUUCACCAGUUACCUAGACUUAACAAACUCUAGAGUAACAUCAUCAUAACAAAGUUGUUCUAACAUUUUGCAGUAGUUAGAUCAGUAAAACAAUGUCCACACAUUUGUCUUUAUAAUAUAAGAGAUUAUAUAAAACCUAGUCUUUGUUAUUGUACAGUAUUUGUUAUUUGUUAUCUUUGUAUAUAUUUCUCAUCUUAUUAUGUUACUUGAUUUCUGUACAUUAAAAUAUGUCAUUUCAAUUCUAUCAUUUUACUAUGUCACUUCAGUUCUAUGUCAACUGAUUAUGUCACUUCAAUUCUAUGUCAUUUUACUAUGUAGCUUCAAUUCUAUGUCAUUUUACUAUGUAGCUUCAAUUCUAUGUAAACUGAUUAUUCUACUUCAAUUCCAAGUCAACUGAUUAUGUCACUUCAAUUCUAUGUCAACUGAUUAUGUCACUUCAAUUCUGUGUCAUUUUACUAUGUCCUUUCAAUUUAAUGUGAACUGAUUAUGCUACUUCAAUUCUAUGUCAACUGAUUAUGUAACUUCAAUUCUUUGUCAACUGAUUAUGUCACUUCAAUUCUAUGAUUUCUGAUUAUGUUACUUCAAUUUUAUUUCAACUGAGUAUGUUACUUCAAUUUUAUGUCAACUGAUUAUGUCACCUUAAUUAUAUGUCAACUGAGUAUGUUACUUUAUUUCUAUGUACAUUUUUUUCAUUUCUUUCUCUUGCCAAAUCUGGUUUAGGGGUUAAGGCUAUAUAAAGCAGUAGAAAUAAUUAUCUUCUCAGAAACAGAGGAAUUACAGUACCUAACACUUAUAAAACAGUCACUUUCUCAUAUUCUCUUAAAUUAGAUACAAUAGUUUUAUUUCUAUGCCACUUUGAAUAAGAAAAUUGAUAUGAUGUUAUACUUGAAAAAAAUUCAUCACACAGAACCUUUUUCAAAACCCAUUUUCACUGCCAAAAAGAAAGCUAGUAUGAAAGAGUCAGACAUUUUAGAUUAACCCUAGAGAAUAGAUAGAUAUCUUUAUGCAUCAUGAUUUUAGACAAUAAUAUGCAUGCAAACAUUAAUGGGUCUAUUUAAUGGACUCCUCAAAAUCUAUUUUGAGACCUCAUUGGGCUUAUGAUGCUAUGAUACCAGAAAAAUUUGAUGCCAUAUUUGACAUUACACCAAUGAGGAACUGAGAAUAGCAAAAAACACAAAUUGACCCUAAAAUAAUCAACUUGUUGAGGAAAUAUAAAUGGCUUUACUAAUUAGACUAUUAUUGUUACUUUUUGCUUCAUUUUUCAUUUGAAAAAUUAGUGUCUGAGAAUUGGAUAGUUAAUUUUACUUGACCUUAUUCAGUUUUCAUACAUACCUUUUAUAUCAGUUGUUUUUUACGUGGGAAACUAAAGGAUAAGAGGAGUAAGGGCUGUAUUAUUGAAAUCUGGUAUAUUAAAUGACUACAUGUGUAUCAAAGUUUAGUCGAUAGAAAUAUUUUUCUAAAAUUGAAUUACCAAUAGUGCAUUUCAAUAAGUGUUUGGAUGCUUUUGGAUUAGAGAUUAUAUUGGUAACAAACAACAGCCAGUUAUAUAUUUUAGUUUUAAAGGAAACAUUUAAUGCAGAACGCAACCAAAUUAGAGAUUUUACCAGCAUGAGUAUAUUAAUAGAUUAUAGAUUAUAUUUUUUUCUUAUAUUGAAUCUUUUUUACAUGUAGUUUAACUGUUUAUAUUUCCUAAAACACAAUAUUGUUCUCAAGAAGGAAUUUUUGACAUUUUUAUCAGAAACCUAGUUAAAGCUCCAUUUUAGUAACUUUUGAAAUCAAUUAUUAUAGAAAUAUGAAUGUAUGUACACUUUGAGUCCCAUGUACCUUGGAAAGAAAUAUAUAUAAUAAAUAAAUAUGAUUAUGUAGUUACAUUCAAGUCAGGAAAAUAUGUUUUUCAAAAGAUCAACAAAUCUUUAAAAUUUAUAAGCAGCAACAUGCACAUUGAUAAUGACAUUAUCGUCUUUUCAAAAAUUCAAAUAAAUCAUGCAUGUUUAGGAUGAUAAAUCAUGUUUGCAAACAUUCCAUAUUUUUUGCUAUCAAAGUGUGAAUGAAAUAUUGAUGACAUAGAUGAGAAAAAUAAAGUGCAAGUAUGUUAUCCUGUUAGGUUUUGGUGCAGAAAUUUUAUGCAUAUCAUAUGACACACUGUAGAAUUUUAAAUUUCUAGAGGCUGUAACUGCAUGUACUGGUUUCUAAAACUUUAAAAUAGAUUAGUUCGGUGAUUGCUCAUUUCUUCAUAGAAAAUAAGCCCAUCUUUCCUAUUUAGUUGCGGUUCUCAGGAUUAGAUUUUUCACCAUUUCCUUUUCUGAUGUUAAUGAAGACAACACUUUAAUAGUUAGAAAAAGAUAAUAAUAGUAAGAAGCCUUCAACAAAUGGAUUUUGUUUUCUUCAUAUACAUAUUAUGUAUAUGAUAUUUUUUCAUUCAUUUGUAGUCGGAUAUUCGUCAAGCUCAAAUCUUAUUUGGUCAUAUUUUGUUUUCAAUUAUUUUUAUUUCCUAUUAAAUGUAGAUUCUCUCACCAUUUGACAUGUUAUAACAAAAUGUUCAGCUUUCUCUAUUGUAUAUGAGUGUCAUACUUACUUUUUAUACGACUGCAAAAAAAUUUUUGUGGUCGUAUAUUGGUAUGACGUCGUCGUCCGAAGACACAUUGGUUUUCGCACUCUAACUUUAGUUUAAGUGAAUGGAUCUCUAUGAAAUUUUACCACAAGGUUCAAUACCACAAAAGGAAGGUUGGGAUUGAUUUUAAGGGUUAUGGUACCAACAGUUAAGGAAUUAGGGGCCAAAAAUAAGCAUUUUUGUAACUUCCAGACAUAACUUGUGUGUUAGUGUAUGGAUCUCUCUGACAUUGUACCACAAGGUACCAUACCACUAAAGGAAAGGCUGUGAUUGAUUUUGGGGGUAAUUGCCUCAAAAUUUUAGAAUUAGGGGCCAAAAAGGGGCAAAAAAACAAGCAUUUUUCUAGUUUCAGGAUAAUAACUUGUGUGUAAGUGUAUGGAUCUUUCUGAAAUUGUACUACAAGGUUCCAUAUCACAAAGGGAAAGCUGGAAUUGAGUUUGGGGGUAAUUGCCCAAAACGUUUAGGAAUAAGGGGCCAAAAGGGGGCCAAAAAUAAGCAUUUUUUCUAGUUUCCAGACAAUAACUUGUGUUAAAGUGUAUGGAUCUCUCUGAAAUUGUACUGCAAGGUACCAUACCACUAAAGGAAAGGCUGGGAUUGAUUUUGGGGGUAAUUGCCUCAAAAUUUUAGGAAUUAGGGCCCAAAAAGGGGAAAAAAACAAGCAUUUUUCUAGUUUCAGGACCAUAACUUGUGUGCAAGUGUAUGGAUCUUUCUGAAAUUGUACUACAAUGUUCCAUAUCACAAAGGGAAAGCUGGAAUUGAGUUUGGGGGUAAUUGCCCAAAACGUUUAGGAAUAAGGGGCCAAAAAUAAGCAUUUUUCUAGUUUCCAGACAAUAACUUGUGUUCAAGUGUAUGGAUCUCUCUGAAAUUGUACUGCAAGGUACCAUACCACUAAAGGAAAGGCUGGGAUUGAUUUUGGGGGUAAUUGCCUCAAAAUUUUAGGAAUUAGGGGCCAAAAAGGGAAAAAAAAACAAGCAUUUUUCUAGUUUCAGGACCAUAACUUGUGUGUAAGUGUAUGGAUCUUUCUGAAAUUGUACUACAAGGUUCCAUAUCACAAAGGGAAAGCUGGAAUUGAGUUUGGGGGUAAUUGCCCAAAACGUUUAGGAAUAAGGGGCCAAAAGGGGGCCAAAAAUAAGCAUUUUUUCUAGUUUCCAGACAAUAACUUGUGUUCAAGUGUAUGAAUCUCUCUGAAAUUGUACUGCAAGGUACCAUACCACUAAAGGAAAGGCUGGGAUUAAUUUUGGGGGUAAUUGCCUCAAAAUUUUAGGAAUUAGGGCCCAAAAAGGGGAAAAAAACAAGCAUUUUUCUAGUUUCAGGACCAUAACUUGUGUGCAAGUGUAUGGAUCUUUCUGAAAUUGUACUACAAGGUUCCAUAUCACAAAGGGAAAGCUGGAAUUGAGUUUGGGGGUAAUUGCCCAAAACGUUUAGGAAUAAGGGGCCAAAAAUAAGCAUUUUUCUAGUUUCCAGACAAUAACUUGUGUUCAAGUGUAUGGAUCUCUCUGAAAUUGUACUGCAAGGUACCAUACCACUAAAGGAAAGGCUGGGAUUGAUUUUGGGGGUAAUUGCCUCAAAAUUUUAGGAAUUGGGGGCAAAAAAGGGGGAAAAAAACAAGCAUUUUUCUAGUUUCAGGACCAUAACUUGUGUGUAAGUGUAUGGAUCUUUCUGAAAUUGUACUACAAGGUUCCAUAUCACAAAGGGAAAGCUGGAAUUGAGUUUGGGGGUAAUUGCCCAAAACGUUUAGGGAUAAGGGGCCAAAAGGGGGCCAAAAAUAAGCAUUUUUCUAGUUUCCAGACAAUAACUUGUGUUCAAGUGUAUGAAUCUCUCUGAAAUUGUAGUGCAAGGUACUAUACCACAAAGGGAAGGCUGGGAUUGAUUUUGGGGGUAAUUUCCUCAAAAUUUUAGGAAUAAGGGGCCAAAAAGGGGCAAAAAAACAAGCAUUUUUCUAGUUCAGGACAAUAACUUGUGUGUUAGUGUAUGGAUCUUUAUGAAAUUGUACAACAAGGUUCCAUAAUACAAAGGGAAAGCUGGGUUAGAGUUUGGGGUAAUUGCCCUAAACGUUUAGGAAUUUGGGGCCAAAAAGGGGCAAAAAAACGCAUUUUUCUAGAUUCCAGACAAUAACUUGUGUUCAAGUGUAUGGAUCUCUCUGAAAUUGUACUGCAAGGCACCAUACAUUGUAACACAAAGGGAAGGCUGGGAUUGAGUUUUGGGGUGAUGAAUCAUAAGGGGGUUCAAAAAAUUUGAGGGGGGAUUUUCUUUUUUUUUUUUUUCUUUAAAAUUUUCCAUUUUAAAUUGGUUACUUCUGAUUUAUAUAUAAAAGCAAAUAAUAAUGAUAUGGUUUGAAUAGGUAAAUUAAAUUUUUUUUAAGUUCUUAGACCACAUGUGUCAAAAACCUAUGCUGUGUCAAAUAUUUAAUCACAAUCCAAAUUCAGUGCUGUAUCAAGCUUGAAUGUUGUGUCCAUACUUGCCCUAACAGUUCAGGGUUCGACCUCUGCGGUCGUAUCAAGCUGCGCCCAGCGGAGCAUUUUAUCUAACUAGGUAUUUAAAAUAUGCCAUUGAAAAAGUUGGUUGUCUGUUGCAUGAGAAUUUUCUACAUAUCAGUUCGAAGUAGAAAAAAACAACCUGUAAUCUCUGUUUAGGCUCCAUUUUAAUGUUUUCUAAUUAAGCAGGUGUAUGACCAUAUAUAUUUGGUAUACCGUUUCAUAAGGAUCCUGGCAUCUCAAUUGUAAGCUAUUUAUGUGUCAGCACCACCUCUAUCAUACUUUAUUGACUUUUCUUUCAAAUUUUGUUUAUAAAAUUUUUAACGGUAGACCUUAGCUAAUUUAAAACUGUUAUCUUAAUCUCAUUUUUUUUUAUAAAUAUUGCAGCCUAACUCUGUCAUAUUCAGUUACAUCUGCUGUGUUUUCAUGCCCAUGGUUCAGUUGGAAGUUUUCUGAUAGACGAGGAAACACAGUCCAUUAAAUACUUGUAAAUUUUGCUACAAAGUAGGUGGGACAUGUCUGUAAACAGUUUUAUUGAUUUAAUACUUUAAAGUUUUAUAGUUUUUAGUAGAAUUACCAAGAUUUUCUGUAUGUGCCUGAAUCAUGGGAACAUUAAGGUGGUAGAAAAUUAAAAUAUUACCAAAUACCAAGAUCAACUAUAGACUGUUUGAUUUUAUAUAGGUUAUUUGAUAAAAAUCUGGCUAAAACUUUAGCUUUAAUAUAUUUACUGAAAUAUGAUAUGGCAGCUUUGAAGUCUUUGUAUUUUCUUCAUUUCCAAUAUUAGUAUGAUUUGUGUUUAUUUGUUCCUGCACUAUUCUGAUAAUUAUUUAGUUUAUUGGAAAUCUAUGUCUAAUAUCUGUCAUCACAUUGUGUCUACUUUUCAUUAGUGAGAACAUUUCAUACAUUCAGCACCAUGCAGCCCAUCUAAAAACAAGCUAAAAUGAAAGUGUUGCUUUGCAGGUCUUCUGUCAAAUGUUUGAUUUAUAUAUUUUUAGAUAAAGUUCAGGUAAAGAAACAAAAUUGGACACAAGGGUAUGCUGUGGUUGUCUUAAGAACUCAUUAAAAAUAAAAUGUAAAUAGACAACAACAUCUAGGAUCUAAUUUGGGUUUCAUUCCAGUUGAUCAAUUUUUUGACAGAAUUGCUGCCCUUGGACCUAGAUGUACUGACCCAGACUUUUUACUGUUAUGCCUGCAUUUGUUGGAGCUACAUAAGGGUAUAAUGAUGACUGACAGAUAAACUCCAUGUUUUUUUCAUGUUGACCGUAUUUUUGGCAGAACGUAUCUCCAACCCUAAAUGUAAAUGAAUGCUAUUAGAUACUAUUAAUAGUUCUUUAAUGGGCUGGAUGAUGCUAAAGGUGUGGGAUAAGCUUGAUAAGGUUAUACAGUAGUCAUUCAUUGAAGACAUUGAUAGUACCUGACUGAUACCCUUUCUUUCAAGCUUUUAGUUUAAUAUGCAUAUACUGUAUAGUAGAAUCAGAUUACAUUUUAGCAGUAGAGUCACUUUAGUUAGAUUUUGGAGUUCUGAAACAUUACAUUAAUAAUCUAAUGGCAGUUUUCCUUUUGUGUCUGUAUCAUUUUUCCAGUUUUAAUGUUGUUAAGUCUAGUGCUAAUAACAUAACUAAUUACGAGUUAGAUUUCUGGACAACUAGAUGAUUUUUCUAACAUUCAUGUUUUUUCUUGUCUUUACAAUUAACAUCCUGUUGAGUUUUGUUUUAUACAAAUAUCUAUUUAUGUAUAAUACUGAUCUGUUAAGUGUGCUUGUAGAUAUUGAUGAAAUAUAGAACAUUCAUAUAAUA
This is a messenger RNA of Mytilus californianus (California mussel), 14513 nucleotides long. RefSeq lists its product as uncharacterized. The transcript has 5 exons. Bases 15 to 4250 code for a protein of 1411 amino acids. The record is from RefSeq and is a predicted model, not a curated record. Gene Ontology annotation, cellular component: nucleus. Lineage: Eukaryota; Metazoa; Mollusca; Bivalvia; Mytilida; Mytilidae.